CAAACCAAACACACAUAAAAUUAGGGCUACAGAAUGAUCACUGAGGUUUUAGCAGAACAAAUUGAAGGCUGAGAUUUUCUCAACAUUUCUGUCAACUCUCAACCAUGGCACCUCCUCCUGGACCCUACUCUGGCACCAGCACCCUCGCUUUGGUGGCUCGGGUGUCCGCCUUUUCAUUCGGACUUGUUUACGGAAACAUGAAGCUUAAGAUUCUUAAGGCUAAGGCCAAGUCUCAUAAGAAAGCUGAAGCCAAAACUCAUCAUUGAAAAAGUAAAUUAUGAUGUUUUUCUUGUCUGAUAGAAAUAAUAAAUGAAAAAAAAAUUGGCGUUUCCUUCUGGCCUGGUGCACAGGACCAUAAUUUUCUAUUUGUAACUCCAAUUUUGUUGAGAAUUAUGACACCAAUCAGCAUUUUAUCCUUGUGCCUUUGAGUCAAUUUUCUCAUGAAUUAAAGUACACUUUUUGUGUCCA
Olea europaea var. sylvestris is the source of this 468-nucleotide messenger RNA. RefSeq lists its product as uncharacterized. The record is from RefSeq and is a predicted model, not a curated record. NCBI's taxonomy places the organism in Eukaryota, Viridiplantae, Streptophyta, Magnoliopsida, Lamiales, Oleaceae. Bases 105 to 266 code for a protein of 53 amino acids. The transcript has 3 exons.